Messenger RNA from Trypanosoma brucei brucei TREU927, 1146 nucleotides. RefSeq lists its product as uncharacterized. Bases 1 to 1146 code for a protein of 381 amino acids. NCBI's taxonomy places the organism in Eukaryota, Euglenozoa, Kinetoplastea, Trypanosomatida, Trypanosomatidae. The record is from RefSeq and is a predicted model, not a curated record. The transcript has a single exon.
AUGUGGAAAUACUCAGUUAGGUUUUUGAUAUGCCUGGUUUUGGUGAUAAAAGAAGUGAGUUGUCAGGCAUCCCCAGACGGCUCCGUAAAGAAUAAAGAAGAAUUUGACACACUAUGCAGUUUUUUAAAUUUAACACUGGGAAUACGAGAGUUGGUUAAACAAAACGAGGAUGAAGUAGGCGACAAUGAAAACGAAUAUAACACUACCAUAAACACAAUAUUGUACGGAGAUGGAAGUGAUGGCUCCCUUAAUUGGAAUGGAAAAGAUCGACGCUAUAAUGACUGCGGUUACGUAGAUGCAGUGACGUCGAGUGAAGUUAUUUUUGCAGGUAAAGCGUUGGCAGUAGAUCUUCUGUGUUUGUGCAAGCCACAAAAUGGUAAAGGCGAAAUGGUCAAUCUGUGCUAUGAAAGCAACAUAUGGCAAAAUGGUGAAGAAAGCUGGAGCAACGGAACACAAGCAGAACAGCAUUGGAAAAGCGUUAUGGAAAAAUGUUCCACAGCAAUUUACGCUGCGAGACCUGAUGCCAAAACUUUGAAAACAAUGAAGGAGAAUCUUUCAACAAAACUAAAGGAAAGGGAAAGAGGAACGGGAAACAGCGAAACAAAGCGCUUUGGACACGGAAGUCCACCAAUCACUCAAUCCUGCGGAGCUUCAGAUAAUCUGAGGGACGCCCCUUGUGUUAUGUACAAACUGGGAGGUGAGGAAACGGGAAGGCUGAACGUCGAGUGGCUUACACGACUGGAAAAACUUAUCGAAAAACUGGCCAACCCUCAAAACGAGGCAAGAAAGAAUGAGGGGCCGCCAGUAUCGAAAGAAAAUAAUCCAGAAGGAGGGAAAACGCACCAACAACCUAGGGUUUCACAACCUGUUGUGCAACCCCCGGAGCAAAAUGUGGAAGAAAAAAAUAAACCACUCCCAGCUCAGCCACACCCACAACACCCUCAAACAGCAGCAGAGAGCGAGGCAUCCGUAACAUCAGGCAAAAACACAAAUACAAAUACGCAAACUACUACGGACACUGAUCCGUUUAGUUCAAGAGAAACAAACACUACAGAAUCGUCACGACAAUCACAAAAGCCACUUCGACCAAAAAAUGAAACUCAAGUUAUUUCACCUCUGUUGGUGAUUUUGUUGCUGUUGAUAUAA